UUUGAGAAAAUCUGUUAACAAAAAAAUAAAUAAAAAUGGGUGAUGAUGGCGGGAAUCCGGAAAAGGAAGCCGAUAAGAAAAUAGUGCAUGUUUAUCCCCUAGUCAAGCAUUCAGACAUGAAUGAAGAAAUGCGUACCGAGGCCAUUGAGCUAAGCAUAACAGCCUGUGAAAAAUAUUCUUCAAACUAUGAGCAAGCUGCACGCAUUAUCAAAGAAGCAAUGGAUAAAAAAUUUGGCAUUUAUUGGCAUGUUGUUGUGGGCGAAGGUUUCGGUUUUGAAAUUACCUAUGAAACGAAAAAUAUAUUGUAUUUAUUUUUUGCCGGAAAUUUAGCAAUACUAUUGUGGAAGUGCUCUUAG
Molecule: messenger RNA, 356 nt
Organism: Musca vetustissima
Lineage: Eukaryota; Metazoa; Arthropoda; Insecta; Diptera; Muscidae
Product: dynein axonemal light chain 4
Exons: 3
Coding region: 36-356 (106 amino acids)
Biological process (GO): microtubule-based process
Cellular component (GO): dynein complex
Molecular function (GO): dynein light intermediate chain binding; dynein intermediate chain binding
Source: RefSeq, a predicted model, not a curated record